Messenger RNA from Spodoptera exigua (beet armyworm), 399 nucleotides. Lineage: Eukaryota; Metazoa; Arthropoda; Insecta; Lepidoptera; Noctuidae. The record is from the annotation of a GenBank genome assembly.
AUGGCUUCUACCAAUGUUAUUUUGACAAUUAUGGCUGGUAUCACUAUUCUGUGCAUCUGCUAUGCCCCGAGAGUCCAGAGCUACAAGAUCCUAGUUUUAAAUCCAGAGAAACAAAUCAAUAGACACAUUUGGGACUACAAGAGAUCGGGAACACUUGACCAGAACAGCAUCCACAACAUCCAACCUAACACAAAACCGACGGAAGACGGCAGUUGCCUCAUCGGACCAUGCAUGGCUGGUGAUCAUGCUCCAAAGCCGAAAGUUGUGCAAUCGAAUGAGGAGGCUAACUCACUGAUCAUCGAUAGCGGGAAGCAAAAAAAGUUUGGUGGAUUUAAAGUUGCAUAUGAUAAUAACAUACCCAGGAUCGUCUAUUGGCCUAUUUUCGAAGAAGAACUCUGA